This is a messenger RNA of Lizanozyma spartinae, 1179 nucleotides long. It is a transcript of the gene HAT2, whose product is annotated as Hat2p. The transcript has a single exon. Gene Ontology annotation, molecular function: histone binding. NCBI's taxonomy places the organism in Eukaryota, Fungi, Ascomycota, Pichiomycetes, Serinales, Debaryomycetaceae. The record is from RefSeq and is a predicted model, not a curated record. Gene Ontology annotation, biological process: regulation of gene expression. Gene Ontology annotation, cellular component: cytoplasm; Rpd3L-Expanded complex; nucleus. Bases 1 to 1179 code for a protein of 392 amino acids.
AUGUCCGAUACAGAAGGAGCAGACAACGCCAAUGGCGAAUUAUCUAUAAAAGAAGAAUACGAACUAUGGAGGAAGAAUUGUCGAUACAUGUAUGAGUUCGUUAGUGAAACUGCAUUGAAAUGGCCCUCAUUGACAGUCCAAUGGCUCCCUGAUUAUACCACAGAGGGUGAUAGCGGUGCCUAUAAUUGCAAAUUGCUUCUUGGAACCAACACUUCUGGUCAGGAGACUGACUAUUUGAAGCUCGCACUGACCACUAUUCCUUCAGGGGGAGUUGCUGGUGGUGCUAAUGUUAAUACAAGAAUCAAGGUAAUUCGAAAAUAUGAGAACCCACUGGAGAUUAAUAGAGCAAGGUACAUGCCCCAAGAUCCCAAUUCUGUAGCUACAAUCAAUGGAGAUGGUCAGGUUGAUAUUUAUGAUUUAAAUGAAGAAGCAGGGCCACUGAAAACUGCUUUCAAGUUUCACACUGAAAAUGGUUACGGAUUAUCGUGGAAUCCACAUCAAAAGGGUUACUUAUUAAGUGCAUCAGAUGACAAGACUGUUGUUUUAACAGACAUAGAUUCACAGAAGAAGGUUUUCCAGAAUUCUUUUCAUCUGGAUAUUGUCAAUGAUGUUCAAUGGCAUACUCAACAUACAUUUGGUACGGCUUCUGACGAUAAAUACGUGUGUCUCUUUGAUAUACGUGUCUCAUCUGAAAACCCUGUAUCAAAGCUUUUAAACGAAGAUUCUAAAGGUGUUAAUACUUUACUGUUUUCCCCAUUUGCUAAGAACUUGAUGGCUUUGGGUAAUGCCAACUCAAACAUUUCCUUGGUAGAUUUACGUCAUCUUGAUCGUCACGUUCACACCAUGAUGGGACAUUCUGACCUGAUAACCUGUCUUGAGUUUCUGCUGCAUAAAGAUGGUGUUUUGGCCCUGGGGAGUCAAGAUCGUAGAGUAAUGAUCUGGGAUCUAUUUAAAAUCGGGGAAGAACAACAGCAAGAGGACGCUGAAGAUGGAUGUCCGGAGCUUUUCAUGAUGCAUGCUGGUCACACAGGUCCUGUUAUGGACUUGAGUUGGUGCCCAUUUAAUGAAUGGACCUUAGCAUCUGUUGCUGAAGAUAACAUUGUACAUUUAUGGCAGGUAGGUCAAACGUUGCUAAACUCAGAUACCUCGGUUGUUGUAUCUAACGAUGUUUUAGAGUAA